AUGGUUCGCUCCAUUGAAGAGGCUGACAAGCCAGUGAAAAGGGGCAAGAAGACUGAGAAUCAGAAGGAGGCACCAGUUUCCAAACCAACCAAGGGGCAAACCCCCAAGAAGCGAAAGUCUGACAAGGCUGCCACAUCACAGGCUCCACCGAAGAAACAAAAGAAGCCUGCAAGGAAGCUCAUACUCCAAUCUUCCAGUGAUUCAAACUCAGACUCUGAUGAUGUGGCUUCGGGUCGAGGUGAUACUCUACCUCACUCCCCUACCCCAGAAAUUCCAGCUUGCUCCCACCCUCCUUCACCUCCACCUGUAACCAUCCCAGUAUCCAUCCCUCCAAUAUUUCCCAUUCCAACCACUCAACCAUCCACUACUAUUCCCAUCCCCACUCCCAUAUUCACAAACACUACUACCACCACUACUACCACAGGAGCUCACUCUACCGCUCCCACUCCACCUGUAACAACCGAACCCCCUGUCACAACCGAACCUCCAGCCACUACCAAACCCUUAUCUCCUAGUCCAUCCACAGAAACCACCCCUGUUCUAGGCGGUGAGGACUUGGAAUUUGAUUCCACAAAUUUCAGUCCUUACUGUGUCCAGAGUGAUGAUGAUGAUGAUGAUGAUGAGCCUAUUACAAAGCGUCAUCUCAAGGCAGUAAAUGAAAAACUUGAUCAACUGCACUCAUCCUCUUCCUCUAGAGCUUACUCUGAAGCUGCCUUAACGGCCUGGUUCUCAUCAGUUGUUCAAGAACACAGUGCCUCACUCUCUGCUACAACUAAAGUGAUUGAAGCCUCCACUUCACAAUGUCAACAACCCUCUUUUGCUGUUGAGGCUUCUACCAAGGAGUGCAAGGAAGCGACCGCAAAAGUCGAUAAACUAGUUUCUGAAGCUCACCUGUCCAACCUUGAAGCUGCACGCCAAGCAAUCGAAGCUGCCAACGAGUCUCUACAUGCUAAUGUUAAUGAUCGCCUGACUCAAAUUGAGGCAGAAUUAGCUGUAGAGAAUCGCAUCAUGGAUGAGCUUGACAGGAGAACCUCACAGCUGAAAAUGCAAAAUUACAAGCUGCGUACUGCUACUGCUGAGCUCAAUGAUUUGAAGUCCGAAAGGGAGGUAAUUUCGAGUUCUUCUGCUGAUGUUCACUCCAUCCUCCUUCAUCUCAUUGAAGCGCAUGAUCCAAUAAUCACCAUUACAAUUAGGCGGCACUUGGCUGACAAGCUCAGGCCAGCAUUGGACAUCCUUAGUCGUAUCGAGUGUGUUCUGGUGACUAGUGUCCAGACGAAACAAGGGGGAGAGAAGGCAACAACUCAACCUCCUCCUGGACCGAAACCAUCUACUGAACCAAAGGGUCAUGAAGCUUCAGUCAGUAACAAGGAGAAAAAGAUGAAGAAGAUUGGGGAGGAUGACACCGACAAUGAGGAUGAUGUCAUGCUGAGAAUCCUAAAAACCCUUUUCAGAAGGCAAAGCCCUCUGAGAAAGAGCUGGAAGAAAAAUACAAGAAACAACAGUUUGAGCUCGAGCAAAAGCAAAAGGAGGCGGAGCUCCUAG
Molecule: messenger RNA, 1542 nt
Organism: Lactuca sativa (garden lettuce)
Lineage: Eukaryota; Viridiplantae; Streptophyta; Magnoliopsida; Asterales; Asteraceae
Source: RefSeq, a predicted model, not a curated record